Molecule: messenger RNA, 1649 nt
Organism: Zingiber officinale
Lineage: Eukaryota; Viridiplantae; Streptophyta; Magnoliopsida; Zingiberales; Zingiberaceae
Product: glycerol-3-phosphate acyltransferase RAM2-like
Exons: 2
Coding region: 11-1549 (512 amino acids)
Biological process (GO): cutin biosynthetic process
Cellular component (GO): membrane
Molecular function (GO): phosphatase activity; glycerol-3-phosphate 2-O-acyltransferase activity
Source: RefSeq, a predicted model, not a curated record
GAUCCCAAUAAUGGUGGCGUUCAACUGCGGCGCGUCGCCAUUUAGAACCGUCGAGCACUGCUCGUCGGCGGGCCGCGAGGGCCACUCGGUGGUGGCCGACAUGGACGGCACCCUGCUCGUCGGCCGCAGCUCCUUCCCUUACUUCGCGCUCGUCGCCUACGACGUAGGCGGCCCGCUGAGGCUCCUCCUCCUGCUGCUGGCGGCGCCCUUGGCGGGCCUGCUCUACUACUUGGCCUCGGAGUCGGCCGGGAUCCAGGUGCUGAUCUUCGCGACCUUCGCCGGGGCGCGCGUGGAGGACAUCGAGUCCGCCGCGCGCGCGGUGCUGCCCAAAUUCUACGCCGAGGACCUCCAUUCGGAGACGUGGCGCGUGUUCUCGGCGUGCGGUCGCCGGUGUGUGCUGACGGCGAACCCCAGGAUCAUGGUGGAGGCCUUCCUGAAGGACUACCUGGGGGUGCAUCUGGUGAUUGCGACGGAGAUCCAGACGUACAGGGGCCGGGCCACCGGGUUCGUCAGCCGCCCGGGGGUUCUCGUCGGCAGGAACAAGGCGGCGGCGAUGCGGAAGCACAUGCCGGAGGCGGCGCCGGAGAUAGGACUGGGGGACAGGGAGAGCGAUUACCCCUUCAUGAGUCUCUGUCAGGAAGGGUACGUGGUGCCACAGGAGUCGAAGUUGAAAGUGGGGCCGGUCCCGAGGGAGAGUCUGCCGAAGCCCGUCAUGUUUCACGACGGCCGGUUGGCCCUCCGGCCAACGCCGCCGCUGGCCUUCCUCGCGCUCCUCUGGCUGCCCGUCGGCUUCCUGCUCGCCUGCAUCCGUAUCGCCGCCGGAUCGCUCCUCCCGAUGCGCUUCGUCUACCACGCCUUCCUCGCGCUGGGCGUGCGCGUCACGGUGCGCGGCACCCCGCCGCCACCCCCAAGCAAGUCCGCGGGGCACUCCGGCGUCCUAUUCAUCUGCUCCCACCGCACCCUCCUCGACCCAAUUUUCCUCUCUACGGCCCUGGGCCGCCCCAUCGCCGCCGUCACCUACUCCGUCUCGCGCCUCUCAGAGAUCCUCUCGCCCAUCCGCACGGUGCCCCUCACCCGCGACCGCGCGCGCGACGCCGCCAUGAUCAAGAGGCUGCUGCAGGACGGCGACCUGGUGAUUUGCCCCGAGGGGACCACCUGCCGUGAGCCCUUCUUGCUGCGCUUCUCUGCGCUCUUCGCGGAGCUGACGGACGAGAUCGUGCCGGUGGCGAUGGUGAGCGGGAUGAGCAUGUUCCACGGAACGACGGCAAGGGGGUGGAAGGGGAUGGACCCAUUCUACUUCUUCAUGAAUCCCAGCCCUCGCUACGAGGUCACCUUCCUCGACAAGCUGCCCAGGGAGCUCACCUGCAGCGGCGGCGGCAAGUCCAGCCACGACGUCGCAAACUACAUCCAACGCGCGAUUGGGUCGGCACUGUGCUACGAGUGCACCCAGUUCACGAGGAAGGACAAGUACAAAGCUCUGGCAGGGAACGACGGCAGUGUGCCGGAGAAGAAGGGCGAGGGGGGACGCAUAAAGCUCAUUGGCUGUUAGAGAAAUGUUAUAUAUAUAUAAAUUGCUCAGUAUGCUUCAAAAACUUAAUGAAUUAAUAGAUAAAUAAAUAAAUGUAGAUCAACAUUUGAUAAAAUUUUUG